AUGUAUAUUUCAGCUGCAUCACCAAUAAUAUUUACAUUUUUAGCGAUCCGUAUCGUGUUUAAACAUUAUUGUUGCUUUUUUCGUGAGGACAAAAUCCAUAAUAAUAAUCAUUGUGUUAAUAUUUUUCUUAUUUCAUUUCGUGAAAUGAGUGGACUCAUGAAAGCAACAAAUGAGUCAUUAAAGGAUAUUGGCUAUUUGAUUACUUCUCCGGGUGAUGUUACCGUGCAAAACGGCAAAUUUGAUAUAGUUCCCUGGCCUACAAAGGGAUGGAGGGCACUUGAUCCAAAUACAGGAAAUGAAGCUGGAACAACUGAAGGAUCGAUGGAGAUUUAUUGGGAAGGAGAUCGUUUAUAUGGUAAAAACCAUGCUAUUGCUACUGAUUCUAAUCACUAUUUACUUGGAUAUGGAAACUUACCAUUGCAAUCGGCAUCAUUAUCUAACUCAAAUAUAAGUGAGCAAUCGGAGAUUUCAUCUGUUUUCGUUUGGUAUUCAGAUUAUCAUCCUGAUGGUGGCCAGUUGUUCUUUCCCACCAAUGGUAAAUCGUUCAUUUCCAAUUUGGCUCCAGCUGUAGGUGAUGAUAUUACACCUGAUCAUUUCACUGCUUUUUAUGUAAGUGAGGGUUAUGGCCUAUAUAUUUAUCCAGGUGUAUGGCAUAAUGCUGUUUAUAUACAUCCAUCUCAUUCCCCAGUCUCACUUUUUAGCCGUCAAGGUCGCAUCCAUGCUCGUAUAUCUGUUGACUGGGUGAAAGAGUUUAAUACUCUUUUACGUGUUCCUCUCACCAUUGUAGCUAACAAAUAAUCGAUAUGAAUGUGUGAAUAGAAUCAAAUAAAUUAAUCAUUAUUUGUGUUGUCAUCUAUUCUCAAUUAAACUAGCACUAGGAUCGAGCUGAACCAGCUGCCGAAAAUGCCUUUUAUUUUGAUAAAUAAAAAUAUAUCAUCUAUCAAACUACGGCUUGGAUAACAUCGAAGCGAAAUGCAACAUAACUCGUAGAACUUUAUUGUGAAAACAAAUUCUGACAAAAAUGCCAACAUAUUUGAGUUCAUCUGAUUAACUUGGUAUUUUGACAAAUGUAGUUGUGAAGCCGUUAUCAUCUCGGAUCGAUUCUGUCGUUGAAAAGUGAUGACGAACGGACGUAUCCUGUUACGUACACGUUGCAGGAUGUACAGCAUUUCGAAUAUUUGUAGCAAGAUCAUCGAAUAUGCCUUGAGGGUGUGGGUGUGAGUAUAUAUUGAUCAGUAUUGAGAAAGAGAACACCUACAUCCACACCAACACGCUACACUCACACUCUACUCUCAUAUUAUAGAUCAAACAAGAGGUUCAAAAGUAAUAUUGAUAAAAACGUCUUACAACUAGCAACAAUUGAUAACUAAUGUAAUGUUAACAAGAACAAUCAAUCCUCUUAUCGAAAAAUCCUGGAUACAUUCCUGAGUUUUUGAAGUGGAUGAGACUCCUGUUUAGUUUUACCUGACGCACACCCGAUCAUUUCCCAUUAGGUUAUUAUUGGAAAACGAAUUUUUUAAUUAAACUUCAUCAAUCAUAAUCAUAAAGAUACAAAUAAAUUCACAAAGAUUUUUGGAAAGAAAAAUAUCUUAACACAUACAACUUGUUUGUUAUGGUACAAUUAUUUUCUAAUUUUUAUGAUCGUUUUCGAUCACGAAUACUAGUUACAAUCGCUAUACAAUUGUAAUACCUCCUUCAAUGACAAUUCACAAAACUGUCGAAAACGGUAAUGAAGAUGAUAAUCUUUCACGUAGGUAUUUUGAGGAAAAUGAAACAUAAUAGUUUGCUUUUUUCAACUUCAUUGGAGAAGAAGAAUAUAACAUAUCAUCUAACUAACAUUCAAAUAAUAUCAAAUGACCUAGGAUGGAAGUUAAAGAAUACAAUAUUCAGUGUAAAAAGAAAAUAUGUUCAGCAUGAUAGACGAUUAUAUGUAAUAGAAAAGAUGUUCAUCAAUAAGAUCGAAGAAAAAUAAAAGAAUAAAAUUUAAAUAAUUGAAUGUUUAAUUUCAUGUGAAUCUUGUAA
Rotaria sordida is the source of this 2022-nucleotide messenger RNA. The record is from the annotation of a GenBank genome assembly. Lineage: Eukaryota; Metazoa; Rotifera; Eurotatoria; Philodinida; Philodinidae.